CCACACAACGCCUCUUUGGUGGUGCUUCGCUUGUCUUUCUCUCUCCUUCUCUUUCAUUCUCUCUCUAUAACACGAAUGGCAGCAAGAUCCUGCUCUUCCUUCCUUCCUCCUGCUGUCAGGGAUUCGGGCGACGCUUUUUAGGGUUGUUGCCGCCGGGAUUUGCUUCGAUCAUGUUGACUCACAUAUGCCGCUCGCCGAAUUCCUUGAACUUCUCGCCAUCACUGGGUUUCCAGACGACGUCUCCGGCGUGUUUUUCUCGUGGUUCGAGGACCAGGUGCGCCCUCACCUCGCGUCGGUCGUUCGGGACGUCGCCCCUUGGGUUGAGGAGCUUCGGCGAGAGCAGCGCCGGAGGAUAUGGCGGGGAGGGACCGAGGCGCCAUUCUGUCGUCUGCAGAGUCGCUAGUGUGAGCGAGAGCGAGUUCGCGGAGGAGGUUUUAGGGUCGGACCUCCCGGUCCUCGUCGAGUUCGUGGCCGAUUGGUGCGGGCCGUGCCGCCUCAUGUCGUCGACGGUCCAUUGGGCUUCGGAGGAGUACAAGGGCAGAUUAAAGGUUGUCAAGAUCGAUCAUGACCAGAAUCCCCAACUUAUCCAAGAGUAUAAGGUUUUUGGCUUGCCGUCUUUCAUUCUUUUCAAGAAUGGGCAGGAAGUUCCAGGAAGUCGAAUGGAAGGUGCAAUAACAAAGGAUAAACUAAAGGAUUACAUUGACAAUCUCCUGGUUUCUGUUAAAGUAACGUAAUCCAUGGAUAUCCUUCUCUUGUAGCUGUCAAAAGGAUUCAAUCACCUGAGUGUACUACCUGAUUUUUCUCUCACCAGCUGAAUGAGAUUGUGUUGUUUUCCCAUUCUUUCUUCUGAUACAACUGUCGAUCAUCUUGAGUUUAAUUAUCAACAAUGUGUUGCAGGCCAUAGUUGUGCUAUUGUUGAAUGAAAAUUAAAUUUUUAUUGUGCAUAAA
Messenger RNA from Nymphaea colorata (pocket water lily), 948 nucleotides. RefSeq names its product thioredoxin X, chloroplastic. The transcript has 2 exons. Gene Ontology annotation, cellular component: cytoplasm. Lineage: Eukaryota; Viridiplantae; Streptophyta; Magnoliopsida; Nymphaeales; Nymphaeaceae. Gene Ontology annotation, molecular function: oxidoreductase activity, acting on a sulfur group of donors, disulfide as acceptor. The record is from RefSeq and is a predicted model, not a curated record. The coding region runs from base 171 to 734 and encodes 187 amino acids.